Daucus carota subsp. sativus is the source of this 1011-nucleotide messenger RNA. RefSeq lists its product as uncharacterized. The transcript has a single exon. Bases 1 to 1011 code for a protein of 336 amino acids. The record is from RefSeq and is a predicted model, not a curated record. Lineage: Eukaryota; Viridiplantae; Streptophyta; Magnoliopsida; Apiales; Apiaceae.
AUGGAUCGUGCCACGUGGAUGUACAAAUUACCACGGAUUGCACCUGAGUAUGUUAGUGGUGUUCAUGAGUUCAUUUCAUGUGCGGUUGAGAACCUAAAGAAGAAAGGCACCGAACAUGGCACAGAAGAAAUGAUCACAUGUCCUUGUCGCGACUGUUAUAAUUUAAAAAAGUAUCCCAGUGCCGAGACUGUACGUGAACAUUUAUUUCGGCGUGGUUUCAUGAAAGAUUAUACUAAGUGGAUCUGGCAUGGUGAAGGAAUACAAUCUAAAAGAACGGAGACAGUUAAUAGAAAAUUUGAAAGUUGCGGAUCUGGUAUGGAUACUAACAAAGAAGAUGACGUAGAAAAUGACAGGGUCCAUGAGAUGAUCGAAGAUGUUGAAGAUCUUCUAAUGCACCAGGCAGAAGUUCUUGGGCACUUGGUUGAUGACUCCACAAAACUUUUGUACCCUGGUUGCAGGGAUCAGUUUACCAGGCUGUCAACUACCCUUAAAUUGUGUAAGCUUAAAGUAAAGAAUGGGUGGAGCGACAAGAGUUUCACCGAGAUGCUAAAACUUCUGGCAGACAUUCUUCCUCCAGAUAACGAGCUUCCCACUUCCACCUAUGAGGCAAAGAAAAUAUUGUGUCCACUGGGUAUGAAUGUCAAAAAGAUACAUGCAUGUCCAAAUCAUUGUGUGUUGUUUCGCAAUGAGUAUGAACAUCUACACAUGUGUCCAAAGUGUGGAGCUUCCAGGUUCAAGCGGGAAGGGAAUAAUUCUUCUACUAACAACACGAAGAGGCCUCCGGUCAAGGUGUUGCGCUAUCUACCUAUAGUGGACCGAUUCAAACGACUCUUUGCAAAUGUAAAUGAUGCGAAGCUAUUGAGGUGGCAUGUUGAAGGAAGAAAAUCAGAUGGGAUGCUUCGACACCCAGCCGACUCACCACAAAGGAGAAACAUUGAUGGAAAGUUUCCGGAAUUUGGUGGAGAACUUAGAAACCUUCGACUUGGCCUUUGUGCUGAUGGCAUGUGUUAG